Messenger RNA from Harpegnathos saltator (Jerdon's jumping ant), 2077 nucleotides. Its product is annotated as tubulin alpha-1 chain. Gene Ontology annotation, biological process: microtubule-based process. The coding region runs from base 73 to 1365 and encodes 430 amino acids. Lineage: Eukaryota; Metazoa; Arthropoda; Insecta; Hymenoptera; Formicidae. The transcript is spliced from 4 exons. Gene Ontology annotation, molecular function: structural constituent of cytoskeleton; GTP binding. The record is from RefSeq and is a predicted model, not a curated record. Gene Ontology annotation, cellular component: microtubule.
UCCUAAUUCGAUCCGAAAAAUACACGACAGCGCGAGGUGCUCUCCGUGCAUAUCGGUCAAGGAGGCGUGCAAAUGGGCAACGCCUGCUGGGAGCUGUACUGCUUGGAACACGGCAUACAACCCGACGGUAUGUUGCCGCCGCAGAAUUGCGCCAGCGACGAAGGCUUCCAGACCUUCUUCAGCGAGACCGGCGGCGGCAAAUACGUGCCCCGAGCUGUCUUCCUCGAUCUCGAGCCUACGGUGAUAGACGAGGUGCGCACGGGAACCUACCAUCAGCUGUUCCACCCUGAACAGCUGAUCUCCGGCAAGGAGGACGCCGCGAACAAUUACGCGCGCGGGCACUACACCCUCGGCAAGGAGAUGAUCGACCUCGUGCUCGACCGGAUACGCAAGAUAGCCGACAUGUGCUCCGGCCUGCAAGGCUUCCUCAUCUUCCACGCGUUCGGCGGCGGCACCGGCUCCGGCUUCGCCAGUUUGCUGAUGGACCGUCUGUCGAUGGACUACGGCAAAAAGUCGAAGCUCGAGUUCGCCAUCUACCCGUCGCCGCAGAUCUCCACCGCCGUGGUGGAGCCGUACAACGCCAUCCUGACGACCCACACCACCCUCGAGAACUCGGACUGCGCGUUCCUCGUGGACAACGAGGCCAUCUACGACAUUUGCCGGCGCAAUCUCGACAUCGAGCGGCCGACCUACACGAAUCUCAACCGGCUGAUCGGCCAGAUUGUCUCGUCGAUCACGGCGUCCUUGAGAUUCGACGGCGCUCUCAACGUCGACCUCACCGAGUUCCAGACCAACCUCGUGCCCUAUCCUAGGAUACACUUCCCAUUGGCGACGUAUGCGCCCAUCGUGUCGGUCGAGAAGGCUUACCACGAGCAGCUGACGGUCAUGGAACUCACCUCAGCUUGCUUCGAGCCGGCCAUGCAGAUGGUCAAGUGCGACCCACGAAGAGGCAAAUACAUGGCCUGCUGCCUGCUCUACCGUGGCGACGUCGUCCCGAAGGACGUGAACGCCUCAAUCGCGUCUAUCAAAACAAAGAGAUCGAUACAGUUUGUCGACUGGUGCCCGACCGGAUUCAAGGUAGGGAUCAAUUAUCAACCACCAACGGUGGUGCCGGGUGGCGACCUCGCGAAGGUACAAAGAGCUAUGGCCAUGUUGGCGAACACCACGGCCAUCUCCGAGGCGUGGAGCCGGCUGAACCGGAAGUUCGACCUGAUGUUCAGCAAACGAGCGUUCGUGCAUUGGUACGUUGCCGAGAACAUGGACGAGAGCGAGUUCAACGAAGCCAGGGAGGAUCUGGCGGCAUUGGAGAAGGAUUACAAGGAGGUUGCCGCGGACUCCCCGGACAUCGGGGCCGAAGAACUUUAGAAGCUUCCGCUUGCAGAGCGAGAAUCGCACGCACCGGGAACGCGAUGGGAUAAACGGACGUCUCGUUAGCGGUGUCUCGCCCCGUUUUCUCCCCUUUUUUAUACAUUUUUAUGCAUGUACAUUUUUUAUUUUUUAUUUACAAGUUUACUUUAUACUUGUGUAUCUCCCUUUUUUUGUUACCUCCUCUGUACAUGUUCUUUGUGUGUAAAACGUUUUUUAUUUUAGAUUUGUCGCGAGGUACUUGUGGAUUCAGUCCUCCUCGACUGGAUCCGCAGGGAUCCUGCGACAGAUUUACAGGGUUCAAUGCGUCCUCGUGUUGUGCAAUAAAAGAAGAAAUGAGAACAUUCACUCGGUGUUACGAGGAUUGUCAGUUUCGCGGACUCGCGGACUCCAUUCGCGCGAAAGAUUUCCGAAAAGGAGAUGAGGAGGUGGGUGGAGAGGGCGGCAAGGAGCGAGAGGGAGUUGCAAAACGAGACGAUAUGACUCAGAGAUAUUAUAGGCUUUUUAUUGUGUAGAACAGCACGCGGCUGCGCACGAAUUAUAUUACAUAUGUAUAAAUUUCCAUCGGCAUAUCUUUUUUUACAUUACGGUCGGAGAAACUCUCUCAUCGCGUUGUAGAAUUCUUUUUCCUUCUCUUCCCCAUCGGGCGCGGUGGAAGUGUGUCGUGGCAGUUGUGUAAAAAUCGCGAAUGUUUAUAUAUGUCUCUCUCUCU